Molecule: messenger RNA, 732 nt
Organism: Gongylonema pulchrum
Lineage: Eukaryota; Metazoa; Nematoda; Chromadorea; Rhabditida; Gongylonematidae
Source: the annotation of a GenBank genome assembly
AUGGCAAUUACCAGCCCGACAAAAACCAAUGGUACUUGCAUUGUUUUCACCUUCCCGAGCGCGAAUCGACAGCCACUUCGUGUGCCCAGUUUGCUGGUUCCCUUGAAAGCUCCCCAGCAUUCACCGCCAAUCGAGAAAUUUGUUGGUCCACGUAUGCUGAAAAUUCGAAGACACAAAAUGAUAAAGCAUAAGCGUAGGAAACGAUAUGAUCGUGAUUAUUUCAAAUAUCAAAAAUAUCAUCGAAAAAAGAAGGAAAAGGCAGAAAAUUUAUUCCGUGAACGGAUGCAAAAAAUGAUGGACGAGUACAGGACAUUUGAUCCGGAACAGUAUGUUAAGGAUAUCAUUGCACGUGCAAAGCAAGAUGUAACGAAAGAUGUUGCACCGAGUGGCCGACGAAAAUAUCCACAUUGGUCAACUGUAAUAACACUGGAGGAGCUGUACGGAUUACCACCAUCCGAUUACAUCGAUAAAAACGCUGGUUUGCCGGGUGAAGAAGAUCGUGAUAAAAUAAGACAACUGAAAAAAGACUAUGAGGAGAGGUACCGCGGAUUCCUAACUCGAACAAACAGCACUAAUCCAGUGAAAACGAAUUUGAUCUCCGAUAAUUCUCAGGAUUGUGUAGCCGGUGAUAGUAGUGAUAAGUUGUUAAAUGAAGUUGAAAAAGCAGCAGAAGGAGGUGCUAGGCAUGAAACUUCUGGAUCUUUGGAGCCCGGUGAUAAAACAGGAAGCUAG